UACGUCCAGAGUCGCCCAGACUCUUGAGCUUCCACUCUAUGCAAUGCAAAUCUCAAGCACUGCACUACAUACACAGUAAUGUACUACCGCCCCGGACUCGGAUAUCAGGCCUCGGCCUCAGGUGCCAUGGACUGAAAUGAAAACGCCUCAACGGCUCAGUUGAUUACAGGCAUUGGCGCAAACAACAAAACGAACAUAAUAUGUAUUAACAAGGCGCUGGCGACCGCCGACAAGGGAAGGGGAAUCUUGUAACUCAAAUGCGGGAAGAACAUCACUGACUCGAUACGGACUUUGCAAUAGGGCGAGUUGCGCUAGCAACUGGUCAACUAUCACCUGAGGCCUGAAGCCCUGAGCCUCGGUCCAACCAUCAGCCCGACUGGCUGAGGGUGAGCUGAGGGCCAGGCUGAGGAUGACUGAUCUAUAAAGGCUCACCUGUCAUGCUCUGCUUGCCUCUUUUGUUCCGCUUCCUUCAACCCAAGAUAUCUAGAGCAUCCCUCAUUCUGUGUUGCCUCACGACAAUAAGAACUGCAUCACGGCCUCCCAAAUUGUGGGGGCAAACCAGAAAUAUUGUGUCUGGUACAGAUGGUAGUUGGGAGCAUGCCGGGGGGAUAGCAUUUAAGUUAACAGAUCUUUUGUUGCGGAGGGAUGCGCACAUGUUACGCGUUCAGAUCAGAGACCCUUCAGCAUCUCAAAUUCCGGUCCAUGAUUCCGUUGUAACUUGUCACUAUUCAUAACAGGGCUACUGUUGUUCCGGGGUUCCUAAAACACAGAUACUUAUAGUAUGGUUCAUACAAUCUACUUCUCACCCUCAAA
Suillus paluster is the source of this 813-nucleotide messenger RNA. RefSeq lists its product as uncharacterized. The record is from RefSeq and is a predicted model, not a curated record. The transcript has 2 exons. The coding region runs from base 438 to 734 and encodes 98 amino acids. NCBI's taxonomy places the organism in Eukaryota, Fungi, Basidiomycota, Agaricomycetes, Boletales, Suillaceae.